Molecule: messenger RNA, 1697 nt
Organism: Trematosphaeria pertusa
Lineage: Eukaryota; Fungi; Ascomycota; Dothideomycetes; Pleosporales; Trematosphaeriaceae
Product: acyl-CoA synthetases/AMP-acid ligases II
Exons: 6
Coding region: 54-1697 (547 amino acids)
Biological process (GO): secondary metabolic process
Molecular function (GO): CoA-ligase activity
Source: RefSeq, a predicted model, not a curated record
CUCAAAUGUAGCAAUCACGGCCAGUGGGACGAUGAACAGAGCCAUCGAACACUAUGCCUUCGCAACGAAUCUACCGAUCCAGCUAUCCGCCUCCACAGGUGCCAACCAAUGUGUCCAUUUCCCAGCUGCUGCAAUCGUACAAUCCGGACGAUGUAGAGGGAGAUAAGGUCAUCUGUGAAGACGAUUGGACGGGAAGGAAGCUUACCUAUGCUGGAGUUAGAGAAGAAAGUGCGAAGGGGGCGUUUGGUCUUAGGUACGUGAUGGGACUUCAUGAGGGAGACGUUGUGUGCAUUAGCGCGCCAAAUUCGGUUGGCGUUGUGAAGCUGAUUCACGCGGUGUUAUGGAGUGGGGGAAUUGCUGUUCUAAUCAAUCCUCUGAGUACGGAGUACGAAGUCGCGCACUGUUUGGAUAUAUCUCGACCCAAGGUUUUGGCAGCAGAUACCAGUACCUGGCCUACACUAUGUGGUGCUGCGACAAGGCAAGGAAUGUCGGGAUUGGAGGCCAUCUCCAUUGAUGGAGCUGAAGCGCUGCUUCAAAAGGCGAUCUCAUUAGAUGUUCUCUUUGACCAGGAAGAGUCACUGUCCGCCUUCGACCUCUCCGAAAAGGAUAGCAAAGAGCAUACAGCCGUCGUUUGCUUCAGUUCCGGCACCAGUGGUAAAGCGAAAGGUGUCGAACUGUCGCACUACAACUUGGUAGCUUCGAUGCUGGGUAUACGAGCCACUGAACCAUUUUACUGGAGUGCCAGUAUCAGAGGCGUAUUCUUCGCCCCACUAUGCCACAUCUAUGGUCUUAUGACAGUGGCAUUAAUGGGCUCAUGGGUGGGUUUCUACACCCUGCUUCAGAACAAAUUCGCCCUGAACAACUUCCUCGAACUAUCCGCACAGAUCGACGCUAACGCUUUCCGCAUCCUUCCUACCAUCGCCGUCGCAAUCGCAAAGCAGCAGACCUUUGAUCUCUCGCGCCUGUCAAACGUCAAAUACAUCAUGUGCUCCGGCGCGGUGCUACCGCCUCCCAUCAUCGAAUUCUUCCAUAAGAACUUACCCGGCGCUCCGAUAUUCCAGGGCUAUGGUAUGACAGAGACGAAUAUUACGAUGCUAAAGCCCGAGUCAGCGCAUCGCGUCGGGUCUGUAGGAAAGCUCUUCGCGAACAUCGAAGCUAGGAUUGUGGACGACGACGGAAGAGAUGUGGGAGAGGGAGAGCAGGGCGAGAUGCUCGUCAGGGGGCCUAGCAUCUUUCGGAGAUACAUGCGAAACGAAGAGGCGACCAGAGAAACAUUCGAUGGAGCGUGGAUGAAGACCGGUGACGUCGUCAGAGUGGAUAAGGAUGGCUAUUGGUGGCUGACGGAGCGCAAGAAAGAGCUCAUCAACAAUCAAGUGCCACCAGCCGAGCUCGAAUCACACCUAAACUCCCAUCCGCACGUCAGCGAAGGAGCAGUCUGUGCCCUUUGGGACGAAGACCAGGGAACGGAGGUCCCCAUCGCUUAUGUCUCGCUCACAGUAGAAGCGAAGCAGUCGCGGCUAGAACAGAGGGUGAUCAUCGCCAACAUUCGCGAGCACGUCGACUCAAGAGUCGCACCGUACAAGAAGCUGCGCGGAGGAGUUGAGAUACUGGACGAGAUUCCCAAGUCCGGUAAUGGGAAGAUACUCCGACGGUUGCUGCCGGCUCGACUAGUUCGAGAGCGCAAAGCGAAGAUGUGA